This is a messenger RNA of Nicotiana attenuata, 983 nucleotides long. RefSeq names its product thioredoxin M-type, chloroplastic-like. The transcript has a single exon. Lineage: Eukaryota; Viridiplantae; Streptophyta; Magnoliopsida; Solanales; Solanaceae. Bases 16 to 567 code for a protein of 183 amino acids. Gene Ontology annotation, molecular function: protein-disulfide reductase activity; oxidoreductase activity, acting on a sulfur group of donors, disulfide as acceptor. Gene Ontology annotation, cellular component: cytoplasm. The record is from RefSeq and is a predicted model, not a curated record.
UACAUAGUUAAGAAUAUGGGAUUCUAUGUUUUCCGAUUUGAUCUUUGGCCUUAUUUACUUAAUAUAAGUAGCGUAAACAAAUAUGAUACAUCAGCUUCCUUGUCUAGUAAAUUACAAAUUUGUUUCUCUGGUUUCUGUUUCUGUGUAAUUAGCCUGGCGCAAUAUGCGUCUUGUCUAGAGAGCAUUGCUUUUGCACCAUCCCCAUCAUCAUCAGGAUCUUUUAUUGGUUUAACACGGUUCUUCGAAAUUGCAGUGGGUGCUGUUAAUGAUCAAACAUGGAAGUCACUUGUUGUAGAGUCUGAUAUACCUGUACUGGUUGAAUUUUGGGCUCCGUGGUGUGGUCCAUGCCGAAUGAUCCACCCGGUCAUUGAUGAACUGGCAAAGGAAUAUGCUGGCAAGCUUAAAUUCUUCAAGCUGAACACGGACGAAAGCCCUUCCACAGCAACUGAAUUGGGGAUUCGAAGCAUCCCAACUGUGAUGAUUUUCAAGAAUGGAGAGAAGAAAGAUGCAGUCAUUGGUGCAGUUCCUAAAUCAACACUAACCACCUGCAUAGAGAAAUUCUUGUAAAAUGGUGCAUAUAUCUUAUGAGAAUCUUCCUGUUUCUAUUUUCCCUCCUUGCCUUUGAUGUGGCAAAAUUAAUCUAGUAAACCUGAAAUGCUCCUGUAUAGUUGGGUGGCAUUAUGUUUCCCCAUUAACAUUAUGUUGGUAGUUGAAUGUUUCUGUUGAGUUAGUUUGUAAUAUUUGGGGGUCUCAAGUUAGUUUGUAAUAUUUGGGGGUCUCAAAACUGAACAGGCAUAUCUAUUUGUGAAAGAGAGUGGCUUUUCAGAAAAGUCAUCUCUAAAAUUCUAUAAAUAUAAGUAAUCUCCUGAAGUAGCGGAAGUUAAUUUGCAGUAUACAAAGACUUCCUUUAAUCCUGAAAGGAGUUGCUUGUAAACCCCUGAAGACAAUAGGGGCAAUAUCUCUUAAGGACAGUGUGUUUGACA